Molecule: messenger RNA, 351 nt
Organism: Rotaria sp. Silwood2
Lineage: Eukaryota; Metazoa; Rotifera; Eurotatoria; Philodinida; Philodinidae
Source: the annotation of a GenBank genome assembly
AUGAUUUUAACAAAAUGUGAUUCAUCUGUUCUUCAACUUAUUGUAUAUAAAGAUGUUAAACAAACACUUGAACAAUUAAAUAGAAAUUCUUCUACUACUAUUUCAAAAAUGAUUAUUGAUGUUUUAAAAGUUUUCAAUUCGAUUGAAGAAUUAACUAUUGAUCCAUCUAAACUACCAUUGGAAUCAUCAACUUUAUCAAGCAACAUUUCACUAUAUAAGCCAACACAUACUUAUGGUCAUGGUUCGGCAUCAGGUGUUGGUUUAACAUCUACCGAUAUUGUAACCAACUGGUACAACAAUAAUUUUUCAACAAUAUCUUUAGAUAAUUUACCUGUAGAACGAUUUGGUUAG